UUUUCACAAUUUUCACAAAAUUUUCAUUUUCACCGCGAAUUAGGUGUGGUCGUCGUGAUACACCGGAGGGGAACGUUUAUGCUUAUUUUAGACAAAGUUAGACACAGUGUAAAAUUUAGUAAAAAAAACGGGGUAAUUUGAGACAAACAGAGUUUACAAAAAGAUACACUUUAUAACAAACAUUCUAUUCAAAAAAUUAGCAUACAAAACAAAAUUGUAAUCUUUAUAACAAACUUUUUCUUGAAAAAAAAUUUCAAAAAUUAGCAUAUUAAAUUUUAAUGCGAGUUAAAAAUAGUAAAUUCUGUACAAUAUAGGAAGAAAUAGGCUAAAUAUUAACGAAAGUUGCCCAAUAUAGAUCAACUGGUGCUAUUAGGUUGCAAAUUGUGCAAAAAAUUUGAUAGUUUCGCGAAUUAAUUCAUUCCAGAGACAGAGAUCUAUUCUUCCUCUUAGUUUGCAAAUUGUGCAAAAAAUCAGCUAGCUUUGCAAAUUAAUUCAUUCCAGGGACAGAGAUCAACUGUUGCUUAGUUUGCAUACAAAUUGUCAAAAAAAUCUGAUAGUUUCGCAAAUUAAUUAAUAUCAGGGACAGUUAGUUAUCUACUGUUUCUCUUAAUUUUGCAAAUUGUGCAAAAAAAACCUGAUACUUUUUGCAAAUUCAUAUCUUACAUCAAAUUCACCAGAGAUUUACUACAUACCAAAAGUCGAGUGACUCAAAUCCGGGGGUAAUUUGAGAAGACUUUCGUUCCGAAGGAGGAGAAAGUUUUGGUGAAAGCUGGCUCUCUUUGUGGUGAAAGAUCCAGAUUUUUCGGUCGUAAUUUCUUCACUCGAGUCUCACCAACAAAUCAGAUCCGGUCUGGUCAAAAUCUUACCGGUCGAGUUACCAGGAGAAGAACAACAACAAGUAGAAAGCUUAAGAAAGAGGUCGAAUCUGCGGGAAUUGCAGGGAGCCGAUAACCAAGUGUUUGGACGGGGUGUUAAGAGUCACGCGCAAAGGGGACACGUCGACCAUAACGCCACCAUCCGUCGAAGUCUGGGAGAGUGAGAUUCGGACGGCUCGUUGCGGAGAUGUUGCCGUGACCCAUGUGUCCGAGCUGGACUAUCCGGACGCAGAUCCUCCCUGCCAUUUCUGCUGCGAACAAGCCUCCACCGCCAUUCAUGACGAGUCCAGACUCCAAAUCGUCAGCGGAGGCCUCGUUCGCAGCCGAGAUGGGAGUACACGCAGUGGUUCAGCUCCUUACAUCAACCUCCCCUCGCCCAACGUGCAAACGGAGGGGGCCCAACCACCCUUCGGCAGCUUGGAGUUGUCCCCCUCCAUGUCUCAGAACCUGCUCCUAAGCCCGGGCAGCCACCAUCACCACAUGUUGGCGGGGGCCAGCGGGCUCCCCUGUCCCCACAGGUUGUCCGGCGUGUCGGCCGCGUCCUCCCUCGGCGGCGGCGGCAUUGGCGCAGCGGGGACGAGUUGCGGGGGGAAUACGGUCCCCUCCUCGCGCGGGGGGUCGAUCGUGUCGUCCUCGUGCGUGGAGGAGCUCCCCCUCGUGGGCCCGCCCGCCUCCGCACUCACCCGAAGACCCGCCCUCGUCCCGCCCAAACUUAUCCCGGACCACGACUAUGAUGGAGAUGGGGAUGGCAAGGAUGGCAAGAGUUGGGGGCGCUGCAGCAGCGACGAUUUGAGCACGAGUCCGCGAAACCGGCGGAGUUCGAUCGUGGUGAUUCCACCCAUGCAAAUCUGUCCCGGCGACCUCCUCGUCUACGGAAAAGUCCUCAGCCAACGCAAAUCCCUCCUGGGGACGCCGAUCGAGUCUCCGUCCCCCAUCCCGACGAUAUUUGACUCGGAUUCGAACCAAAGCCGGAAAGGGAAGGUUACCUGGUCCCUUCUCAAACUCUUUGAACGGAGCAGUCGAUCGAAAGGCGGACCUAGUGGGACUCUUGAAGAAAUUAUGAACCUGAUCCAACCCUGCGACUUUAGCGACCCGAAACUUUCCCGUUUCAAGGGCAUGGUCUGGUCCGACUUUGUCGCGCACGUGUGCAACCAAAAGACCAAAAAGUCUGGAAGCGUGGUCUCCUCGGGAUCUUCCUCAGGACCGUCGACAUCCUCGUCCGUCAAUGAUUUCAAGUAUGGCGCAGCGGGUCCAUCCUCCGCCGUGGCGGGACCUUCCACAUCUUCCUCGACAUCACCCCCAACCGCGCUGAAAGUCUCCAUGACAACAUCCGGCGCCAUGGCGACGGUAAUGUCCUCACCGACAAAAACCGUCAACCCGGCCCCGUCGAAACCUCUCGUCAGGAAGCGAAUGGGGCUCAUGCGCACCAUGAGUGACCGCUGUCUCGAGCGCCGCAUUACGCCCGCCCUCUUCCGCGCGCAGGGUUUCCUCAUGAGUGAAAAAUUAGUGGAGGGAAAAGAGCCAGAGAGCGGGGGGCCGAGUGGGGCGUGCGGAGGGGGAGAGUCUUCACCACCCCCGGUUCCCGCCAUCCCAGAUCCUGCCGCGACCGCGACCAAUCUUGCCGCGGCGGGACCAUCCACCUCGCGCAAGAGUUCGAGCGACGAAACGGAUCCGGAGCAGAGGCAGAAGCUGAGGCAGAAAGAAGCCCUCUGGGACCUCUUUCAGAGCGAGUGCUCCUUUCUCUAUGAUCAUCUCAUGGUCCUCAAAAAUGUAUUCAUGGAACCCUUGAAGCGCAUUCAGGUCGAAGGAUUUGCCAUGUAUGCCGAACCAGAACUACUUUUUGGCAACUUGGACGAGCUGUGCGCCGUGACGUAUGCGUUUUGCAAGGAAUUUAUCCACCUGCUUCUCACCCUCACGGAUUUGGCGGGAUCACUGCCGACGAUGCAGGUGUUGGCGAAACUCUUUGAGCCGAGCAGCAAGGCGAGAGCAAUGUCGCAAGCCUACCAUCGCUACGCACUCAACUACAUCAAUGCUCUCAACUAUUUGGAAACGUUGCGGAGACACGUGGAAUUCUGCGAUUUCGAAAAGCUUUGCAUGAAGGAUCCGCGGUGUAAGAAGUUGCAGUUGACGGACCUCCUCGUGUCGCCGGUGCAGCACUUGAUGAAGGUCCCCCUCAUUCUCAAGGACAUUCAAGGACGCACCGCCGAACCCCAGGAAAAAGCACUCAUCGUCCAAAUACUCGAAAUACAGGAAAACUCCAUUCGUGAACUAGACGAUAAGAUGCGUUGGCUGAAGAACUUUGAGCGUCUCCUGGAGAUCCAGAGAAACAUUGUGUGGCCCUCGAUUCUGGAAAUGGAGCCCAAGACUUGGGUCCCCGACUUUCUGCGCGUGGCGUUGGGGCGACAACCGUGCGACUCGAUAAUUGUGUCGCCACGUCGUCAGAUAAUUUACGAGGGGCUGCUGCAACUGUGGGACACUGGGAAGUCCUCCGAGUGUUACGUCAUCCUCUUCGAUGACAUGCUUCUCAUCACCAGGAGGAAAAAAGGGCUCAGCAAAAAGAAAUCGUCUCUGACUGAGAACUGGCAGAGCGCGUGUGGAAAGAGUGGUCCGGUGGUGGGGGGCGAGGGGUCGGGGCCGAACCAUCGCUACAUCGUGUACCGCCAGCCGAUCUCGCUGGACCGUUUUUUCAUCCACGACAUCGCGGACGGGGAGACGAACUCGACGAAGCUGGAUUCCUCCUUCGUCCUCGUCAGCUUGAACAGAUUCCAACAAAUCAUUGCCGUCCACACUUUCCAAGCCCCGUCGGACCAGAUCAAGAACACGUGGCUGAUCAAGCUGAAGUCGACGCAGGACAAGUGGAAGCGGACUCUGCAGACGACCGUAUUUCGAGGCGUGAGGUCAUCCACGGACUCGGGCCAGAGCAACGUCGCCUCCUCCAUUCUCGGACUCGCCCACAACAAAUCCUUCCUCCAUCGACACAACACCUGCGAAUCCUCCAACUAAACCACAAGAGAGCAAAGCGUAAAUAUUUAUUUAUUUAGCAAUGUCUUAGUUUAGCAAACGUCUCGUCUUACCCCAAAUUCUUAAUAUCGUCACGGGAUAUCUUUACCCAAAAAUUUAAACACAUUUUUUCCGGGUUUUCUUAAUUUUCUGAUGGUCCGCUGUACGUCAUGUUCACCUAAUUAUUCAAUUUAACCUCGUGUAUUUAAACCCACGUGCUCACCACGUGUUUCUGAAAGAUGAGGCAAAAAUGAGAUUGCAAUUUUGCGUUUUUAUGACGGGUAUCGUUGACCCGUUAAUUCAAUUUAACGACGUGGUCAUCACGUGCUUUUAUGAUGGACUGCUCUUUUAUUCACCUAUGUCAUAUGUAUUUAAUUUAACCACGUGCAUUUAAACCCACGUGUUCACCACGUAUUUUUCCGGGGAAGAUGAGAAUGCCGGAAAAAUUGAGAUUUAAAUUUUGAGUAAAGAUAUUUUGAGACGAUAUUAUUCUACGUACGUAAGUGCAUAAUAUUUUACUCAAUAUGUGUAUAAAAAUAAAUAAAUACGUGUCAAACCAGAGAGAAAGUCGGAAACUCUCUCUGCAUACAAUCAAAAUGUCCUCCAUGGAAAAAAAUCGGAAAAUUUAUAUUUAUUUUCCUCUCCCUAAAAUUUCUGAGAUGGGAAAAAUACUUUGUCAAAAUAGAAUAUUUUUAGAGUCAGUUCUUUCCGGAUUUUUAUUUCCAGACGGUUACAACCAUAAAAAGAUAUGAAGCUACAGAGAUAAACAGCUGUAAAAACAGCUGUACCUAAACACGUGUUUAGGAAAAAACUAACUUUUUAUCACUUUUCAAACUACUUAAAUUUUUUUAACCGUGAAAACAAUGCAUUUUGACUUUCUUAGAAUAUUUCUUCAUACAAAAUUCAUUCAUUAUUCUUUCCUUAGAAAUUUAAAAACAUUAUUCAGUUAUUCAAAAUUAGAAAAAAAUCAUUAUUUAUUUAUUUAUUAAUUUAAAAUUAAAAAAUGUGAUAUUUAUCCAUUCAAAAAUUUUGAAACAAUUAUCAAUUCAUUUUUCAUUCAUUUACUUAUCCUCUAUGAACGAGCAAAUGAACGUGAACAGGUUAUUUCUCGAUGUACAGAUACAUAGAUUGUGGCUGUAAAACACCCCUGAAAAUCUAAACCCUGGAAAAACAGAGCUAAAAAAAUUCCCCAUUUUCACCCAGUAUUUCACCCAUCUCUGCCAAGUCAUACAUAAUUCUACAAAAAUUUCCGAUAAGCCCUCUGUAUUACCGAUAAGUAAAUAUAUCUAAUUCAAUCUACCCUUAUUCCUUGACCACAUUUACCAUUGACUGAGCGUCACAGAAAUAUUCUAGAAAAAUUCUAACCGUACCAAAAAACCAAUCAAAAACCUGAAAUUAUUAAGAAAAAAUAUAAAAUUCGAUAUCAAAACGAAUCAAACAAUCAGAAAGGAAGUAAAAGACUUGAAAAAUUUCCAAAAUUUAAUCAGUAUUUACAUAAAUAAAAAAAAUAUCCGUAUUAUUAUUAACAAAAAAUCAAGCGUAAAAUUAAGCAUAAUUAAUUAAUUAAUUAAGUACAUGUGAUACUUUUACUUCCCUUAGAAAAAAAUAUAGAAUUUUCAUGUUUUUUUUUUGGUGGGGAAAGUUGGGACGAAAACCAGAUUUUAAUAUAGAAAUAUCUAAAUCUUGAUGUAAUAUUGUACGAAUUACUAAAUGUUGUUACCUAACUAAAUGUUUAAGAAAAUAAGAAAUAUCAUUACCGACUUGGUAGUGGGUAGAGAAAAA
Molecule: messenger RNA, 5657 nt
Organism: Folsomia candida
Lineage: Eukaryota; Metazoa; Arthropoda; Collembola; Entomobryomorpha; Isotomidae
Exons: 16
Coding region: 1311-3878 (855 amino acids)
Biological process (GO): Rho protein signal transduction
Molecular function (GO): guanyl-nucleotide exchange factor activity
Source: RefSeq, a predicted model, not a curated record